CUAAAGUGAAGGCCUAGACCAGCUUGCAGAGACAUCUGGAUGCAGCCAUUGGCAAAGAACACAGGCAUGAGUGUGGCCUCCGUGACACUUGCUAGUGCCCUGCAGGUCAGAGGAGAAGCCCUCUCUGAGGAGGAAAUCUGGUCCCUCUUGUCACUGGCUGCUGAGCGGCUCCUGGAAGACCUACGUAAUGAUUCCUCAGACUACGUGGUCUGCCCCUGGUCACUCCUGCUUUCUGCAGCCGGAGGUCUUUCUUUCCAAGACCACGUUUCUCACAUAGAGGCUGCACCGUUCAAGGCUCCUGAACUGCUACAGGGAUCAAAUGAAGAGGGGCAGCCUGAUGCAUCACAGAUGCACGUCUAUUCCUUAGGGAUGACUCUCUACUGGUCAGCGGGAUUUCGUGUUCCACCAAACCAGCCCCUGCAGCUUCAAGAGCCUGUACACUCCCUCCUGCUGGCCAUGUGUGAAGACCAGCCACGGAGACGGCGGCCACUGCAGGCGGUUCUAGAAGCCUGCCGGAUUCAUCAGGAAGAGGUGGCUGUGUACCCAGCCCCUGCCAGUCUCCAUAUCAGUCGACUGGUGGGCUUGGUGCUGGGCACCAUCUCCGAGGUGGAGAGGAGAGUUGUAGAGGAAAACACCUGUGAGCAGCAGAACAGAAGCUGUUUUCUCAGGAGCAGGCUGCAUCAGGCUGACAGCAAGAGCCCCGGGGCUCCGGCCUCUGAUGCUCUGCAGCCUCGGAGAGUUUCAGAGAGAAGCACAGAGACACAGAGUUCCUUGGAGCGAUGCUGGAGUACCACAGCACACAGUCGCAACAGUUCUGUUAACAGCACAUUUGCAGGUGCCGGUCCCUGUGACUGUGAGGAGAGUCCGUGGUGUGGCUCAGAGCCUAUGCUCUUGGCAGAAGCAGAAAGCUCGCAGCCAGCAACAUCUUCUCCAAGGAAUUUCCUGCAAAGAAAGGGAAAGUUCUCCAGACCAGAGUUCAUCCUGUUGGCUGGAGAGGCCCCAGUGACCCUACAUUUGCCUGGAUCCAUUGUGACCAAAAAGGGGAAAUCGUACUUGGCUCUCAGAGACCUCUGUGUAGUCUUGCUGAACGGGCGGUGUCUGGAGGUGAAGUGUGACAUGGAGUCCACAGCAGGGGCUGUCUUCAAGGCUGUCAUGUCCUUUGCCAAUCUUGGGGAGACCACCUACUUUGGCUUGGCUUAUGUGAAAGGUGAAGAGUUCUUUUUUCUGGACAAGGACACUAGAUUGUGCAAAGUUGCCCCAGAAGGCUGGAGAGAGCAGCACCCGAAAGGUUCGGUGGACACGUUCACACUCUUUCUGCGGAUAAGGUUCUUUGCCAGUCACUACGGGCUGCUCCGGCACAGCCUGACACGGCAUCAGUUCUACCUGCAGCUUCGGAGAGACAUUUUAGAAGAGAGACUGUAUUGCAACGAUGAGACACUGCUGCAACUGGGGGUCCUUGCCCUGCAGGCUGAGUUCGGGAGCUAUCCCAAGGAGCAGGUGGAGGGCAAAGCAUACUUCCGAAUUCAAGAUUACAUCCCGGCAAGGCUUAUUGAGAGGAUGACAGCAAUCCGGGUCCAAGUAGAAGUCUCAGAAAUGCACCGGCUCAGUUCUGCGCCAUGGGGAGAGGAUGCUGAGCUGGAGUUCUUGGAGAUUGUUCAGCAACUUCCAGAAUAUGGAGUCCUGGUUCAUCGUGUUUCCCCAGAGAAGAAGAGGCCAGAAGGGAAAAUGGCCUUGGGGGUCUGCACCAAAGGCAUCAUUGUCUAUGAAGUGAGAGGCAGCCGCAGAAUCGCAACAACCCAGUUUCCAUGGAGAGAAACUGGGAUGAUUUCAACUCAUAGAAAAAAGCUCACCAUCACCAGCAGCACCACUGGGAAAAAGUAUACCUUUGUCACCGAUUCAUCCAAGACCUGUAAAUACUUGCUGGGCCUCUGCUCUUCCCAGCAUUGGUUUAAUGCACAGACAGGCUCUAAGCAUCCUUCCCAUCGUUUUACUGGUCAGGAUAAGUUUGCACAAAUAGCCAGCUUGAGUUCUGCACACCAGACACAGGCCAAACCUAUCACUUGGAUUCAGAAACUGUCCUGCUCAGAAAAUGAGUUGUGUGUACCCAGGUUGCAGGAUGCCACAGGAGGCCAACUGGGCACAUCCAUGGAGAACAAGCAAGGUUUCAAGGAGCCUGGGAUGGAGAGAAUCGGAAGCAGCCCGUACCCUGGCGGAGAGCAGCUGCACAGCAUCGGUUUGAACCAGAAGCCAGCUCAGACUGCCUUCGGAACAGCUGGUCACAGCAUGUGUGCAGGUUCCAACUGCUUGGGCAGGCGAACCCAGAUCUGCUGCUUUGAUUCUGUCUCAGGGUCACAGAACAGCAAAAGGAAGGGCUUUUUUGGAGAACCCAACCAAGACAUCGUGUGUGUGAUGUUGAAGCGGGAUCCAGUUCAUGGCUUUGGUUUUGUCAUUAACGAAGGAGAAGAUGCAGAGCAAACAAGGCCCGGCAUUUUCAUAUCUUCCCUUAUACCUGGGGGACCAGCAGAAAGAGCUAAAAAGAUCAAACCAGGAGGAAAGAUACUAGCCUUGAAUCACAUUAGCCUGGAGGGCUUCACAUUCAGCAUGGCUGUCAGAAUGAUCCAGAAUUCUCCUGACGACAUGGAAUUAAUAAUUUCUCAGCCAAAAGGUGUUUGUGGGACCAGCCACAGUGAAGAAAAGAACAGUACUGCAAGUUCUGGCAUGUUCUGUACAGACAUCCUGAGCAACAGGUGCCAGGGAAGACAGUCACCACAAAUACAUGACCAGGACAGAAAUGUCAGAGGACCAGAAACGGCUCAGGGUGCUGGCUCUUGUCCUCCAUCCCCUCUACAAACCAACACUGGUGAAAUCUACUUCGUGGAGCUGGUUAAAGAAGAUGGAACGCUUGGAUUCAGCGUGACUGGUGGCAUUAAUACAAGUGUGCCUCAUGGAGGAAUCUAUGUGAAAUCUAUCAUUCCUGGAGGCCCCGCUGCCAAGGAAGGACAGAUCCUACAGGGUGACCGACUACUGCAGGUGGAUGGAGUGAGUCUGUGUGGCCUUACUCACAAGCAGGCUGUGCAGUGUCUCAAGGGUCCUGGGCAGGUGGCACGGCUGGUCUUAGAGAGAAGAGGCCCCAGGGCUGCACCACAGUGUCCUUCUGCUGAUGACAGGAUGGGAGAUGUGCACAUGGCUGUUUCCCUGGUAACAGCCAGGCCUGGCAGACCUGCGAGCAGUGUCUCAGUGACAGAUGGUCCUAAGUUUGAAGUCAAACUGAAGAAGAACAGCAGAGGCUUGGGAUUCAGCUUCGUGCACAUGGAGAGAGGAAAUUGCAUCCAUACGAAAAGUGACCUUGUGAGGAUUAAGAGGCUCUUUCCUGGGCAGCCAGCUGAAGAGCAUGGAGCCAUUGCAGCUGGUGACAUUAUCCUGGCCGUGAAUGGCAAGCCCAUAGAAGGCCUUGCUUUCCAGGAAGUGCUCCAUUUAUUGCGAGGGGCUCCAGAGGAAGUGACGCUCCUCCUCUGCCGACCCCCUCCAGGGAUACUGCCUGAGAUGGAGCCUGGAUGGCAGACCCCUGAACUAUCAGGAGAUCAAAGACUCACCAUGGCAACCUGUGCUGGAUCAGAGCAGAGCCCCAGCCUGGAUCAAGAAGACAACUGGAGGGACAGUACCUCUCUGGACGCAGGUGAAGGUCUGAGUCCCAGGCCAGAGUCUUCCUUCAAGGAUGUUAGACAGGUGAAGGGGGACAGAGAAAAAGAGAGGCCCUGGGCCAAGUCCUGGAUGCAUCCUAUGGAGUCCCACCCUCAUGUAUGUAAACUCCACCCAGAACCAGAGACACCAGCACUGGCCACCUCUUUGGAAAAGGAUAUGAGACAAAACUGCUAUUCUGUGUGUGAUAUCAGGAGACUGGGAAGAUUUUCCUUCUCAUCCUCUCUAACCAGAUUAGCAACAGACAUUUUCUGA
Messenger RNA from Mus caroli (Ryukyu mouse), 3954 nucleotides. NCBI's taxonomy places the organism in Eukaryota, Metazoa, Chordata, Mammalia, Rodentia, Muridae. The record is from RefSeq and is a predicted model, not a curated record.